GAAUCUGGGAUUACCAACAGUCACUUCCACGAUAAUAAUCUUAUGAUAACAGUCCUGAAUCUGUUUGCUGCCGGCACUGAUACAACAGCAACUACGCUGAGAUGGGGACUUCUGCUGAUGGCCAAGUAUCCAAAAAUACAGGACCAGGUCCAGGAGGAGCUGAACAGGGUAAUAGGAAGUCGUCAGGUGCAGGUUGAGGACAGGAAGAACCUGCCCUUCACUGACGCUGUCAUCCACGAGACACAAAGACUGGCCAACAUCGUCCCCAUGGCACUUCCUCAUAAAACUACCCAAGAUGUCACUUUCCAGGGUCACUUCAUUAAGAAGUCCUCCAGUUCCCUCUCCCUGUUGGGGGCUCUGUUGGUCCUGCUGCUCGUCUACCUCAAGUCAUCCUCUGGCUUCACCUCCCAGGAAGAGGGAAAAGAACCUCCAGGUCCAAAACCACUUCCCAUGCUCGGUAACCUGCUGCAACUGGACCUCAAGAGACCUUACAACACAUUACUGGAGCUUUCCAAGAAAUAUGGGUCAGUGUUCACCAUCUAUAUGGGACCCAAGAAAGUCGUGGUCCUGGCUGGAUACAAGACAGUGAAGGAGGCACUUGUUAAUCAUGCAGAAGAGUUUGGAGACAGAGAUCCAAUGCAAGUUAUGCAAGACACUAGUAAAGGAAAUGGGGUUUUAUGGUCCAAUGGUGAUUCGUGGAAAGAGAUGAGGCGCUUUGCCUUGACCAACCUGAGAGACUUUGGGAUGGGCAAGAAGGCUUGUGAGGACAAAAUCAUUGAGGAAUGUGACUAUCUCAUUGAAGUGUUUAAGAAAUUUAAAGGAGAAGCUUUUGAUACAACUCAACCAAUGAACUAUGCAGUCUCUAACAUUAUCUGCUCAAUUGUUUAUGGCAGCAGAUUUGAAUAUGAUGACCCAGAAUUUACGUCCCUGGUGGAUCGAACAAACAGAAACAUUCAGCUUGCGGGCUCCCCAUCAAUACAGGUGUACAACAUGUUCCCAUGGAUCUGUAACUGGGUUUCUAACAGGAAGGAAGUCCAUAAGUUGGCUGUUGCCAAUAUUAAACAGAACUUACUGCUGUUCAGUCGUUUGAAAGAGACCCUCAAUCCACAGAUGUGCAGAGGAUUUGUGGAUGCCUUUCUCGUCCGAAAGCAAAAUCUGGAGGUUUGAAAGUGUAUUAUCACCUAUCAAAAUUGCUAUUAUGCUCAUUGCUAUUAAGAUUUAAGAAGACUUAAGGUUUGCCAAAUUGUGU
Messenger RNA from Micropterus dolomieu (smallmouth bass), 1249 nucleotides. RefSeq names its product cytochrome P450 2K1-like. The record is from RefSeq and is a predicted model, not a curated record. Gene Ontology annotation, biological process: xenobiotic metabolic process. Gene Ontology annotation, cellular component: cytoplasm; intracellular membrane-bounded organelle. NCBI's taxonomy places the organism in Eukaryota, Metazoa, Chordata, Actinopteri, Centrarchiformes, Centrarchidae. The transcript has 7 exons. Gene Ontology annotation, molecular function: heme binding; oxidoreductase activity, acting on paired donors, with incorporation or reduction of molecular oxygen, reduced flavin or flavoprotein as one donor, and incorporation of one atom of oxygen; iron ion binding. The coding region runs from base 43 to 1167 and encodes 374 amino acids.